Messenger RNA from Jatropha curcas, 2733 nucleotides. Its product is annotated as Tetratricopeptide repeat (TPR)-like superfamily protein. The record is from RefSeq and is a predicted model, not a curated record. NCBI's taxonomy places the organism in Eukaryota, Viridiplantae, Streptophyta, Magnoliopsida, Malpighiales, Euphorbiaceae. Gene Ontology annotation, molecular function: protein binding; RNA binding. Gene Ontology annotation, biological process: RNA modification.
CGGGAAUAAUUUCGCUUGUUAGAAACAACAAUUGUCACAUUCAGUAGAAAAGCAAUUACUUUGGCGUCAAACUUGGAGGUAAAUGAGCUUUAUGGUUUCUUUAUUUAUGGGCAUGUAUGAGAGAUUGUAGCACACAGCAUUUGUAUGUACCCUCUUCUAAAGCAAAGUCAAAAAAUUCAUCAACUCACAGUCUCUUAUUACUCUCGAAUAAUAGACCAUUGUUUAUCAGUCAAGUCGUUUACUUCUGCUAAGAUUAUCCAUACCCAGUUGUUAAAAGUUGGGUUUAAUAGUCAUACUUUUCUGGGUAAUCGCUGUCUUGAUCUUUACUGUCAGUGUUUUGGCUCCGUUGAUGAUAUUUUGACAGUAUUUAGUGAUAUAACUAUUAAAAAUACUAUAUCUUGGAACAUUUGCUUGAAAGCUAUGUUAAAUUUGGGCCAUUUUGAGAUAGCGCGUUCUCUGUUCGAUAAAAUGCCUGAAAGAGAUGUUGUUAGUUGGAAUUCCAUGAUUUCUGGAUUCGCCUCAUAUGGGUAUUGGGAUUCUGCAUUAGGGCUUUUUCGAGAGAUGCAAAAUGUGGGUGUGAGACCAAGUGCGUUCAGUUACUCGAUUAUGAUGUCCUUAGUUUCUGUUGCUCAUCAUGGGAAGGAACUUCAUGGCAGCUUGGUUCGAAGUGGGUUGAGUGCAUUUAAUGUGGUGAUUGGGAAUUCCUUAGUUGACAUGUAUGGGAAGUUUGGCCAUGUUGAUUAUACUUUUGGUGCGUUUUUGACAAUGGAAAAGUUAGAUGUUAUCACUUGGAAUUCAUUGAUUUCAGGAUGUUGUAAAUCAGGAUAUGCAGAAUUGGCAUUAAAUCAGUUCUGUUUAAUGAGAUACUUAGGUUAUUCGCCUGAUGAAUUUACAUGUUCCGCGUUGAUCAAUUCUUGCUCUAAUUUGCGAAAUUUGGACCAGGGUAAGCAGAUUUUUGCUUAUUGUCUCAAGUUGGGAUUUCUUUGUAACAACAUUGUUUCAAGUGCCGCUAUUGACCUGUUUUCCAAAUGCAACAGAUUAGAGGAUGCAGUGCAGCUCUUUGAGGAGCUAGAAGAAUGGGAUUCUGCAAUUUUUAAUUCCAUGAUUUCAAGCUAUGCAAGGCAUGGUUUUGAGGAGGAUGCUUUCCAACUUUUUGUGCUUUCCUUGCGGGAGAAUAUUAGGCCUACUGAGUUCACAAUCAGCAAUGUUCUAACAUCUAUUUCCAUUUUUCCAGCAGAGGUAGGUACUCAGGUCCAUUCGUUGGUGGUUAAAUUAGGUUUCGAGUUGGAUGAUAUUGUUGCUAGCUCAAUUGUGGAGAUGUAUGCUAAAUUUGGAUUCAUUGAUUAUGCCAUGGAAAUCUUUAAGAAAAUAAUUGCUAGAGAUUUGAUAUCCUGGAAUACCAUGAUUAUGGGUUUGGCUCACAAUGGCCGAGUAGUUGAGACACUACACAUUUUUGAGGAACUACUGAGUAGAGGCCCACCACCAGAUCGCAUUACACUAGCUGGUGUUCUACUAGCUUGCAGUUAUGGAGGUCUUGUUGAUGAAGGAAUGACUAUAUUAUCAUCAAUGCAAGAAAGUUUUGGGGUAACUCCUGGUAGUGAGCAUUAUGCUUGCAUUGUGAACUUACUGUGUCAAGCUGGUAGGGCUGAUGAAGCAUUGAAGAUAACAGAAGGAACGCCUUAUGAACCCAGUUCUUUGAUUUUGAGACGAAUGCUUCAAACUGGUUUGAUUCAUGGAGAUCUAGAACUGACAGAGAUAGUAACAGAGAGGUUAAUGGAGUUGGAACCACAGUCCUCUCUGCCUUAUUUUGUGUUGGCUCGAAUAUAUGGGUCAAGGAGCCAAUGGGAGGGCAUGGUUCGAGUCAAGAAAACCGUUGAAAGAAAAAAGAUGAAGAGGGUAAUUGGAUGCAGUUGGAUUGGGAUAAGAAACCAUGUAUAUACUUUCAAGGCAGACCAGUUACAGCAUCAUGGAGGCAAAGACACGUAUUUGUUAUUAAGAUUGCUGGAUUGGGAGAUAGAGAAUGAAGGUUGUUUUUUUGGUAGCAUGAUAAAGUGAGGGCUAUGAAGAGUUGUUUACUUCAGUCUGGCUAUACGACCUGGAAUGCAAGAUUAUGCACAUUUAUCAUAUAGAAUUUUUUGCUUGCCCCAUCCUUUACCCAAAAACAAUGCUGGCAGAGAGAGCCUUUUAGUAAAACUGCAGUUUAUCCAUUACCUGUUUGGAUUUUUGCUGAUUUCAAGACAAACCAAUAUAUGGAAUUAUUUCAUAUGAUUGUGCCCCAACUGAGUUUAAUGGUUCAUCACUGCAGAAGGACCGUUACCAACUUCCAUAUUUGUUAAUAUAACUUGGCUUGUGCCAAUCAAGAGUUAAACUCCAUCAUUACCUUGACAAUGAAUGAUCUUAUAUGCAUCGGAUCAAAAGUUGGUCAAUUUCACAGAUAGAAGGAAUCAAGCCAUUAUUGAAUCCCGAAGCCAUUUUGGUUGUAUGGUGGCUGCCUAAGCAUUAUACGAGUUAAAAUUGCGUACAGCGCAGAUAGCAAAGUGGGCCAUUACCGUACAUCAUUCGAAUGGUGGUGGGGCAUAACUUCAAUCAUUACUAGUUUUUUUAGACACUAAAUGUCUUCCUUGCAUGUUGUUUGUAUUCAUUCAUUUUUCAUACUGUUUGUACUUAUUGAUUUUUUACAUUAUUUGUACUUGCUGAUUUUUACUUGUUGCAAAGUAAAUGCAAUUUAUUUUA